Eruca vesicaria subsp. sativa (arugula) is the source of this 1115-nucleotide messenger RNA. The record is from the annotation of a GenBank genome assembly. Lineage: Eukaryota; Viridiplantae; Streptophyta; Magnoliopsida; Brassicales; Brassicaceae.
AUGUUGUGGGUCGACAAGUACAGACCUAAAUCGCUAGAUAAGGUCAUCGUUCAUGAAGAGAUCGCCCAAAAUCUCAAGAAACUGGUAACGGAGCAAGAUUGUCCGCAUUUGCUGUUCUAUGGACCGUCUGGGUCUGGUAAGAAAACCCUAAUCAUGGCGCUUCUUAAGCAGAUUUAUGGUGUCAGUGCUGAGAAGGUGAAAGUGGAGAACAGGGCAUGGAAAGUUGAUGCUGGGAGUAGAACGAUUGAUCUGGAGCUCACUACGUUGUCAAGCACAAAUCAUGUGGAACUUACUCCAAGUGAUGCAGGCUUUCAGGACAGAUACAUCGUUCAAGAGAUCAUUAAAGAGAUGGCUAAGAAUAGACCUAUUGACACCAAAGGAAAGAAGGGAUACAAGGUGUUGGUACUAAAUGAAGUUGACAAGCUCUCACGAGAAGCUCAACAUUCUCUUCGGAGAACAAUGGAGAAGUAUAGCUCAUCAUGCCGUCUCAUCUUAUGCUGUAACAGUUCUUCAAAGGUCACAGAAGCCAUUAAGUCUCGUUGUCUCAAUGUGCGGAUCAAUGCACCUUCGCACGAAGAGAUAGUGAAAGUGUUGGAGUUCGUUGCAAAGAAAGAAAGUCUGCAACUUCCUCACGGUUUCGCUGCUCGUAUUGCCGAAAAAUCAAAUCGCAGUCUUAGAAGAGCUAUUUUGUCACUUGAGACCUGUCGUGUCCAAAACUAUCCGUUCACAGAUAACCAAGUGAUAUCUCCCAUGGACUGGGAAGAGUAUGUCGCUGAGAUAUCAACUGACAUGAUGAGGGAACAGAGCCCCAAAUGUUUGUUUCAGGUGCGUGGGAAGGUAUAUGAGUUGCUACUUAAUUGCAUUCCACCAGAAGUCAUACUUAAGAGACUUCUUCAUGAAUUACUGAAGAAACUUGACUCAGAGCUGAAGCUUGAAGUCUGCCACUGGGCUGCAUAUUAUCUAUGUUGUUGGGAACUUGUUAACAGGAGCAUAGGAUGAGAUUAGGUCAGAAAGCCAUAUUUCACAUAGAAGCAUUUGUGGCCAAGUUUAUGAGCAUAUACAAAAACUUCCUCAUUACAACAUUUGGCUAGAGAAGGAAGGAAUGCUCCAAAUCC